GAAUCAGUAUUACUUUAGGUGUACUCAUAUAAAAAAUAUUUGUUAAUUAUUAAAAGAUUACAAUAAUUAUCAUAUAUUUAUUAAUAUACUGUAUAUCGACACUUAUUUUUUUGAAUUGUUAAUAACACAAACAUUUUUUAUGUCCACUACAGAAGCUAAUUGUGACGACUAUGAACAUCGCCCGGUGCCGAACAAUGACAAAACAGAUACACUAGAAUCGUAUCCCAUAGACUGUAAUCAACUUAAUCGGGUAAUACCGGAGCUUAUCAGCAAUGGUCAACUGAGAAAACAGUUUGAAUGGGCCGCCAAUCAUAUUGAAGACGUUUGCUACGAGUAUGCCAUACAAAGGGUUAACAAUCGCCGGAACCGGUACUAUGGAUAUGCCGUACCGUAUAAUUACAAUCGUGUUGUAUUGCCAGCUAUUGAUAGACAAUAUGAUGACUACGUCAAUGCCAGCUAUGUGUCCGGCCAUCUAUGCUCCGCCCGCUAUGUUGCAGCUCAGGGACCGAUGAAAUCAACAAUCGACGACAUGUGGCGCCUGAUUUGGCACUUGAAUGUCGCACAAGUGGUUUUGUUGACCAAUGCGACCAAUGAAGACGACUGGUAUUGCGCCAAAUAUUGGUCCCGUACUGUCCGCACAUAUGCCAACAUUAAAGUAUGGAUUAUUAAGAUUGAAUCGUUUGGUGACUAUACCGUCAGGACGUUUGGUCUGGAAUGUGAUGGCGAACACCGACAGGUCGGACAUUAUCAGUACACUGCUUGGCCUGAUUGGGGCGUUCCUGAGGAUUGUCACUCAUUUAUGACGUUCAUAAAAGAGAUCCGAUUAGCUGAACAGUACUACUCUAAAGACAAACCUAUUGUUGUUCAUUGUUCAGCGGGUGUCGGUCGCACCGGUAGUUUUAUACUUAUCGAUUCGAUGCUCGAAAUGGCCAAACAGGAGAAACAAGUAGAUAUUUUACAACAUUUUCACCGAUUACGACACCAACGUAUGAAUAUGGUUGAGGCCUACGAUCAGUACGUGUUUGUCCAUCGGGUGCUUAUGGAGGCACUCGGAAAAUAAUGGC
This is a messenger RNA of Oppia nitens, 1064 nucleotides long. RefSeq names its product receptor-type tyrosine-protein phosphatase alpha-like. Gene Ontology annotation, biological process: protein dephosphorylation. The record is from RefSeq and is a predicted model, not a curated record. Gene Ontology annotation, molecular function: protein tyrosine phosphatase activity. Lineage: Eukaryota; Metazoa; Arthropoda; Arachnida; Sarcoptiformes; Oppiidae. Bases 140 to 1060 code for a protein of 306 amino acids. The transcript has a single exon.